This is a messenger RNA of Cladophialophora immunda, 1398 nucleotides long. RefSeq lists its product as uncharacterized. The coding region runs from base 1 to 1398 and encodes 465 amino acids. NCBI's taxonomy places the organism in Eukaryota, Fungi, Ascomycota, Eurotiomycetes, Chaetothyriales, Herpotrichiellaceae. Gene Ontology annotation, molecular function: zinc ion binding; nucleic acid binding. The record is from RefSeq and is a predicted model, not a curated record. The transcript has 8 exons.
AUGAGCGACUGGGAUUCUGCCGGCGCCCAAGGCGCUGCAGUCGAUUCAGAUUGGAACAACGAUGCUGGCGCUGUCGCCAUGCCUUCUGAGCUCGACGACACCUUUGGAGCUGCCACCAACGGCGACGGCAUGAACGGUGAUAACGAACGCAAGAUGGGGGGCUGUUUCAACUGCGGAGAAGAAGGUCAUUCCAAGGCUGAAUGCCCUCAUCCCCGCAAAUUCAGAGGAGAAUGUCGUAACUGCGGUCAAGAAGGCCACAUGGGUGCUGAUUGCCCGACCCGAGUCGUCAGAUGCAAAAACUGCCAACAGGAGGGUCAUGAAGCCUUAAACUGCACCAAUCCCAAGUUCCUCGACAAUGCCCGUGUUGCUGAGAAGUCUGUGGACGAGGCUUGGGACUUGCUCAAGCAAGCCAGUGAUGGGCGGGAUAUUGGUGACUUCAAGGAGGCCCUUCAAAUCCUCUCGAAGGCCAAACCUGAGUACACCUACCCCGUGCUGGAGACAGAGUUUCGCAAGCGUGGUUUCAGCAUCUACCUGAUUGCUAUGGAGAAGGAUCAUGGUGAUACUUGGACCAACGUCAAUUUGCAAGGCGAUACCGGCAAGAAAUAUGCUGUCAGUUACUUCACCUCCGACAAGCCGCAACGCCCUACUCUCGUCGACAAAUGGCCUGCGUCUCCAGAAGAAAAUCUUGCUCGUCUCGCUGAUGCCGGAAUUCCGCUCGAUCGCGGAGUAGAUAAGUGCAACAACUGCGGCAAGCUUGGCCACACUACCAAGCGUUGCCGCGAAGAAAGAAUCGCAAGUGUUCAGCCAACCGUUACUUGCUACUUGUGUGGUGAAGAGGGCCAUCGUGUUCGUGACUGUGGCCAGGAGCGUAAGCGUGGUGCUCGUGCUUGCAAGAUUUGCGAGUCCGAGGAACAUUUGGCAAAGGACUGUCCGAACAAGGAGAUCCGAGCCUGUCGCAACUGUGGUGACGAGGACCACAUGGCGAAGGAUUGCCCUUCUCGUGAGAAGAGAACAUGCAGGAACUGUGGAGCCGAAGACCAUCUCGCUCGAGAUUGUCCUGAGCCUCGAAAGAUCACAUGCAAAAUCUGCAACGAGGAAGGUCAUAUGGCUCGCGAAUGUCCCAAGAAAGGUGAAGCUGGUCCCCGUCCUCUGCGCGACUGGUCUCAGGCUGUCUGCAGCAUCUGCAAUGAGAAGGGUCAUGGCCGUGCGCGCUGUCCACAAGGCCAAGCAGGAGGCAUGGCCGGACAGGCUGGUGCUGGGAAUACGAAUGGUGCAAGUGACGUGGGAGCUGGUUGGGACAACAAUCCAACUCCCAGCUCUGCGCCUUCUGGCUGGGAGUCUGCAGAGACAGGCGGAUCCGCUUGGGGUGCCGGGCAAGAUGCUGCUUCUGCACGGUAA